Messenger RNA from Ceratotherium simum simum (southern white rhinoceros), 1124 nucleotides. RefSeq lists its product as uncharacterized. The record is from RefSeq and is a predicted model, not a curated record. Lineage: Eukaryota; Metazoa; Chordata; Mammalia; Perissodactyla; Rhinocerotidae.
AUGGCUGAAACAAAAGACAACAGAGAUAAACAGCAUGAUGCUACAAGAACAGCAGAAGCGACCAAAGGUGCUAUGAGGAGAGGAUGCAGUGGGGGUCUAUGGAAGGAUCAACCAGCAGUGCAGACCCCACCCUCACACCCUCUUUCGGUGACAGACUCAGAAUGGUUGGAUCUGAGUGCAGAAGAACAGUUGGCCUGGGCCAAAAAUACUCAAGACCCUCGGAUUGCAGUAGGUUCCCAGUCCCCACUAGAAAAGAAGAUUAAGAGUUUAGGUGGUGUCCAUUCUUCAGAAGUGAGGAAACUGUUAGCCCAAAAGUUUCAAAAGGAGAAUGAAACACUUCAUAAACUUAAGGCCGUGUCUUUUGACUUCCGGUUUGCCAGAGCAGAGGCAUACUACUAUCAACGACAUCAAGAAAUGAUGCUGGAAGAAGCAUGGAAAUACGUGGUUCCAAAAUGGGAAACUAAACUAGACGAAAAGAGACCACAAAGUGAAACAACAGAUGCUAAAAAAUGGGACUAUCUAGUGCCUGAGAGGGAGCUGAACCAGAUAGAGAAACACAUAUACCGAGCCGAACGUGCCAGAGGCCUCAAGGACCACAAGUAUCAACUACUCCCUCAAAGAAUUCCAAGUGAAAUACUUUUCCCCCAAAUAUUAACACUCGAGAAGAAUGAAAAGACUGAAAAUAUGCAGAAAACACCCAAAACUAAAACCAAAAAGCACAAGGUGGCGUGGGCAAAGAAACAGAUAAAGGGACACCGCGAUCGAAUGAUGCGAGGGAGAGAACUCACAGAACAAAGAAAUGAUAAACGAGGUGCUCAGAAACUUUCCUCCCAGGGUCUUCCUUUCCUAAAAUCUCAAGCGGAGAAAGAGGAAGUCAAAGAAUUUGAAUGGGUCACAGCCUAUCCAAUUGCCCAGCCUUACCAGGAAGCAAUUAUAGAAGUGACUAUUCUGAUGGAAAAGUCAAAAAAAGAAGAUAAAAUUAAAAAAACAUUCCAAAGAGAGCUCUUGAGUAUGCCACCGUUUUUGAGAAGUCAACUGGAGAAAAAUAAAGUUUAAAUUGUUUUCUAGAUUAUUGUAUUUCUUUUUUAGCAUACUUUCAUAUUUGUUAGUGCAGUAAAAUCCUA